GCUCCUUUGUUUGCUGACCUGACUUGAUAUAGGCCUCGUCUGACCACGUGUCUCGUGGCCCAUAUCACAUGCUUGCCCCUUCCCUUCCCUUCCGCCGCCAAUUCCGCCGACUCCCGCGAAUGUCUUCGGGCCAUUGUCCUGUGCGAUCCCACUAUGCUGUCUGAUCAGGCCAUCGACGAUGCUACCGCAGCUCUUGAAGCAUUCCGCCGGUCAGAUGCCCUGGCGAAGCUGCUGGACGACUACUCGUCGCUCCUCGAUGACUACAAGCGACUGAAGAGCGACUACGAGGAGGAGAGGGAAGGUAGAGAGCGCUACAAGCAGCUCGCUCGGAGUCAGGAACGCAACCCCUUCGCCCUUGUCCUUGUUGACGGCGAUGGCUAUAUCUUUGACGAAGACUUGGUCCGCGCCGGCGAAGAGGGCGGAAGCAGGGCCGCAGUCCGCCUCAACGACGCUGUCAAGAACAGCCUGCGCCGCCGCGGCAUCGACAACUGCGAAAUCAUCAUCCGCGUAUACGCCGACUUGGUAGGCCUUUCCAAGUUUCUCUCGCGCAACGGUGGCCAAUGUGGCGCAGAGAAACGGUCACUUUCGAGCUUUGUUGCGGGCUUCAACCGGUCCCAUGGCCUGACCGACUUUGUUGAUGCCGGCGAGCUUAAGGAGAACGCCGACUUCAAGCUCAAGGCCAUGCUCCGCCUCUAUGCCGACAACACACAGUGCAAGCACAUUUUCUUUGCUGCCUGUCACGAUAUUGGCUACAUUGCGGAUGUCACGCCGUUUCGGGGUCAUGUGGAUCGGUUUACUCUAGUACGCACGCCCAGCCUCCGGUUCUGCGACGAGUUUAAGAAGCUCGGGAUGGGCAUCGAGGAGCUGCCAGGCGUGUUCCGUACAACCCCAAUACACAUCAACCACCCAGGAACCGCACUUACAAACAGGUCCGGGGUCACGCCGCCAUCCGCAAAGAGCUCGGCGAGCAUGCCGGUGAGACCUUCAUCGCCUACCAAGUCGCUGCAGUCGAGCUCGGCUGGCGAGGAGAACCAGAAGGUAUGCCAAUUCAACAAGAUUGGCAAGUGCAAAUUCGGCAACGGCUGUAAGCUGAAGCACGUCAAGCCUUCUGCAUCCUCUACGGCGCCCGGUCCCGGCCGUCUCCAGAAAAACGACUUCAGUAGCGCGAGCACCGAGCUCCACUAUCUGCCGCGCAAGAACGACAUUCCCCCAGGAUACGUUGCCAUCAAUCGCGAUGGCUGUCGGCUGGAUCCACUAUUGGAAACGCCUCCGCCAGGCGCUAUGGCUAAGUUGCGGGCCAGGCCUGAGGACCAAAAGCUGUGCAACAUGAAGCAGCUUACCGGCUACUGCGGGAACAACAACUGCCCUUAUGACCAUGAUCCGAUCUCGGACGACCUCUUGAUGGCCUUGGAGACACUCUCGAGAUCUCUGCCCUGUCCGAGACGUGGCACGUGCCGAGUUGCAAACUGCGUCAAUGGGCACGUCUGCCAGAAUCCAGACUGCAAGCACCGCGGCGGAAAAUCCUUUUGCCGGUUGCCUUAUCUGGUUCACGACGAAGACCUCCAUUUCGACUCGCUGAUGCCUGGGAUUACCAAGGACACGGAUUAUGGCGGCGGUAGUCAUGACAGAUUGGAUUCUAUAGAUGACAAAAGCAGCUGGCGUCGAACGGAUAGCACCGACAACACAUUUGACUUGCUUGGUUAAACCCGUCGGUUUACCAAGAACACACGGCCAGCACAAAGUUUUAGCUGGAAAAACCCCCUCAGGUGAUGCCGAGGCGACAUCACCAACAAUCCUACG
Microdochium trichocladiopsis is the source of this 1800-nucleotide messenger RNA. RefSeq lists its product as uncharacterized. Gene Ontology annotation, molecular function: metal ion binding. The transcript has a single exon. The coding region runs from base 154 to 1704 and encodes 516 amino acids. NCBI's taxonomy places the organism in Eukaryota, Fungi, Ascomycota, Sordariomycetes, Xylariales, Microdochiaceae. The record is from RefSeq and is a predicted model, not a curated record.